Messenger RNA from Orussus abietinus, 379 nucleotides. RefSeq lists its product as uncharacterized. The transcript has 2 exons. Bases 68 to 379 code for a protein of 103 amino acids. The record is from RefSeq and is a predicted model, not a curated record. NCBI's taxonomy places the organism in Eukaryota, Metazoa, Arthropoda, Insecta, Hymenoptera, Orussidae.
UUCUUUGAAUGUCGCGAUUUCUGCGAAAUGCCAGCUCACCUCGUCAUCUGAUAACGUUAGUGAAACGAUGUGCUGUAGCCGAUUGUGUGCGAAAGUGAACGAACGUUGUCGCUUCGAAAUUGCUUUGGUCCUGAUUCACGAUUCAGGCCCGCGUCAAAUUAAGAACAUCCAAUUGGCGAUUCAGAAGACAUCUUCACUAAAUUACAAGGUCUUCUAUGAUCAGACCGUCAAACCUAAUUUGAGACAAAUGCAUCGGUGCGAAAUGCAGCAGGGUCGAAAUUGCAUCCCUCGUAUUUCUUCAAAUUAUUCGCCUGGCUUCUUUAAACGUAUACCUCCUCGAAGUGCAACGCUCAUGCCACUGUUGGGUUACUUGAAUUAA